GUGCUGUUUAUUUUGCAAUGGAAAAGUAUAACGAAGCUUUGGCUGAUUUUAAUAAGGUAUUAAUUCGUGAUCCAAAAAAUUCUUACGCAUUACAAGAACGAAGUGCUGUUUAUCAAGCUUUAGGAAGGAAUGAUAAAAAAAUGGUAGAAGAAUCAGGAAAUGAAUUAACAGUUGAUCAAUAA
Molecule: messenger RNA, 182 nt
Organism: Racocetra persica
Lineage: Eukaryota; Fungi; Glomeromycota; Glomeromycetes; Diversisporales; Gigasporaceae
Source: the annotation of a GenBank genome assembly